This is a messenger RNA of Babjeviella inositovora NRRL Y-12698, 537 nucleotides long. RefSeq lists its product as uncharacterized. NCBI's taxonomy places the organism in Eukaryota, Fungi, Ascomycota, Pichiomycetes, Serinales. The transcript has a single exon. Bases 83 to 358 code for a protein of 91 amino acids. The record is from RefSeq and is a predicted model, not a curated record.
ACGACAAACACAACCGGUGGAUAUACAAAUACUAUCGUUCUGGACCCGCAAAUUUAACGAUAAUAAUGCAUAACCAGAGUCUAUGUCAUAUGGUGCCGGUCAAAACCCUCAGCUACGAGCUGUAAGUUUGGAGCAACAAACCGUGUCUGAUCAUAAAAAGGAGUAUCUAAAGAAUUGUACAAAAAAAAUAUGUAAGAGUAUAGGAACUGGUUUACGGUGGGUAUACAUGAAAAUAGGGCCGUGGAACAUCACGCCAUGCUGGACGCUGAUCUCAAACACACUCUCGUUAUACCGAAUUCCCCAAGCUCUCCGGAAUAGACUACCGACUAUCGAACCUUUUAUAAUUUUUUUUUACUAGUUUUAAUAUAAAGGGAGGAUGAAGGAGAAGGCUCGACCGCCAAAGAACGGCACUGAGAACAGAACAGGCAAUACUAGCACACCACCAGAGAUUAUGUCAAAUAGAACGCCCGCCGAGGUGCGAAUAGAAGGGAAAGGGCAGUGUUUGAUCCUUACAAGAUGGUGCACUUUUUGCUCUUC